This is a messenger RNA of Fonsecaea pedrosoi CBS 271.37, 1581 nucleotides long. RefSeq lists its product as uncharacterized. Gene Ontology annotation, molecular function: carbohydrate:proton symporter activity. The record is from RefSeq and is a predicted model, not a curated record. Gene Ontology annotation, cellular component: membrane. Gene Ontology annotation, biological process: transmembrane transport; carbohydrate transport. NCBI's taxonomy places the organism in Eukaryota, Fungi, Ascomycota, Eurotiomycetes, Chaetothyriales, Herpotrichiellaceae. The coding region runs from base 1 to 1581 and encodes 526 amino acids. The transcript has 4 exons.
AUGGUUGGCGGUGCUCCUGUUUCUGCCAACCCCCUCAAGCUCGACGUGCUAAGUCACAGGAAAUGUCUUGCCAUAUGUGUAGUGGCUACUAUGGCCACCUUCCAGUAUGGCCUUGAUUACGCGCUCGUGGGCGGGUUCCUUUCAAUGCCCGGCUUCCUCGAGGUUUUCGGGUACUAUUCAGAGGAGCUGGGCACUUGGAACAUUGACCCGACCGUGCAGCAAUUGAUAUCGUCGUUGAUGACGAUAGGUACUUUUGUUUCGUCGUUGCUGGUUGGACCCUUCAGCGCGAAAUUUGGAAGAAGGCAUGGCCUUUGGGCAGCCACACUUCUCAACUUCGUGGCAACCAGCAUCCAGCUGGGAACAAGGAGCAAGGCAGCUCUUUAUGUUGCACGUCUUAUCUUGGGUAUCUCCGUCGGCUGGUUUCUUACCUUUGCUCAGCUAUACGUCCAUGAGGCCGCACCCGCACACCUGCGAGGCAUCUCAUUUGCUGUGUAUCAAGUCAUGCUUUCCAUUGGGUCCAUUGUUGGCGCAAGCGUUGACUUUGGGACGCAUACCAUGACCGGCCGGGACGCAUAUCAAAUCCCCUUGGCAAUCUUCUUUGUGGCACCAACUCUACAGGCCAUCCUCCUCUUUUUCUUCGCGCCUGAGUCGCCAAGGUGGCUGAUGGUCCAGAGGAAAGAGGAGUCCGCCGAGGCCGCGUUGCGGAGACUUCGAAAUUCGAAUAUCGACGAGCUAGAGUUCCAGGCGGAGUUGAAUGAAAUCCGACAGUCAACCAGAGAACAACUAGAACAGAACAAGAAAGCUCUAUUCUUGGAGAUGUGGCGAGGCACAAAUCUGCGCAGAACUCUCCUUUCUAUCGCUGUCGUUUGUUUUCAUUCGGCAAACGGACGCACAGUUAACAUAUAUACUGUCUAUUACUUGCAAAUGGCUGGUGUAAAGAACCCUUUCGCAUACUCAAUCUUGGUCACUUGUACCGGCUUGAUUGGGGUGCUGGUCAGUUUCUUCUUCGUGCGACUUAUCGAUCGACGUACAGUGCUCUUGGUCGGCCUCACGGCAUGUGCCAUAUGCCAGCUGAUCCCAGCGAUUGCCUGGAGCACGAGUCCCGGAAGUGCGUCGACAGGAAAAGUGGUUGUCGCCUUCAUCGCCCUCUUCACGUUCUUCUAUGUUGCCUACGCACCUUAUGCAUGGCUCUUGGGUGGCGAGUACGUCAACAAUCAACUGCGUGCGUUCACGUUCGGUCUGGCCACCGCAAUGAACUUUCUUGGCAACUGGGCUGGGACUUUUUCAGCCCCUUACUUCAUAAACCCAGCCAAGUUUGGCUGGAGCGCCAAGUACGGAUACAUCUGGUUUGGCAGCAACGUGGUUUGCGUCGUUUUCACCUAUUUCUUCCUGCCCGAAACGCGAGAUCGUACCCUGGAGGAGAUCCACGAGAUGUUCGAGGCGAGGCUGCCGGCAAGGAAGUUCAAGGGCUAUGUCUGUACAGGGGUGGAGAGCUACGCGGCAGAGGCAAUGGGGAAGGACUUGGGAGAGAUGAAGAAUGUCAGUCAUACAUCUCAUGUGGAGGAGUUGCGAGAGGCGUGA